AAGACAAGGUGAGGGAGAGAGAAACAUGUCCAAAAUGGUGUGAGGCUCUUAAAAGGGGUUUCACCUUCAUGGGCCUCAGUUUCUGUGCCAAAUGGGUUAAUUUAUUUAAAACAACUGCUUUUUCUGUAGCCCCUACCGUGUGCUCUGUAUCACUACACUAGCCCUCCAUCACUAACCCUUCAACCCUUCAACACGCUGAUCUAGCUGCCCCAAAUCUAACCACUUAAUCCCCAGGCUCUACUGCUUUUUCCUGUGGGCCCUGCCCUUCCCUCUCCAGGCAUUACAGGGAGACUCAGGAGUCAGGGGCUCGGCCCUCGCCACCGCAGCCCGGUGCUCAGGCCCCAGGGGGUAGGAGGGAAGGGAGGAGCGGGACAAGGGUCUGGCCGCAGCUGGUCUCUAGCUGCGCCAGGCCUGGAAGCUGCUCAGGUUCCUGGUUCCCACCGGGGCCAAGAGUGACAUCUGAUCCUGGGGGAUUGUGAAACGGAGUGAGGUGGCAGCCCGCCCGCGGUGGCCGCUGAGCCCUCUCCCCCCCGCCGGCGUCGCCCCACCCCUGCCCCACUCCUCCCCGCGCGCGUCGUUAAAUCCCCGCAUCCGGGCGGCGGCUCACACCUGCACCCCGCCCGGCGCAGCACCAUGCCUGCCUGCCGCCCCGGCCUUCACGCCGUCCCCCUCCUCCUCGGCCUGCUGCUGCUCGGCCUCUCCCCUGUCCCAGGGCUCCUGGCCCCACUGACCGUCGGCCUCCCAGGCAGAGAAGCGGAGAAAACGGGCGUGUGCCCCCAGCUGCAGGCGGACCUGAACUGUACGCAGGAGUGCCAAUCUGACGCCCAAUGCGCCGACAACCUCAAGUGCUGCCAGGCUGGCUGCGCCACCAUCUGCCACCUGCCCGACGAAAAGCAAGGUUCCUGCCCCCACGUGAACACUGACUUCCCCCAGCUCGGCCUCUGCCAGGACCAGUGCAAGGUGGACAGCCAGUGUCCUGGCCUGUUGAAAUGCUGCUACAAUGGUUGCGGGAAGGUGUCCUGCAUCACUCCCGUCUUCUGAGCUCUAGCCACCACCACCCGAGGAGUGGGGGAGUGGAAGUUUCUGCCCGGCCCUGCCUGGCUCCAGCCCAGCUGGGCUCCCCUCUUUCUGGCCUCUGCACUCCCUCCAGGGCUGAGCACAGCUUUUGUCUUUUCCAACCAAUAAAGUGACUGUUUCCAGCACUGGG
Acinonyx jubatus (cheetah) is the source of this 1207-nucleotide messenger RNA. It is a transcript of the gene WFDC2, whose product is annotated as WAP four-disulfide core domain 2. Gene Ontology annotation, cellular component: extracellular region. The record is from RefSeq and is a predicted model, not a curated record. NCBI's taxonomy places the organism in Eukaryota, Metazoa, Chordata, Mammalia, Carnivora, Felidae. Gene Ontology annotation, molecular function: peptidase inhibitor activity. Gene Ontology annotation, biological process: antibacterial humoral response; innate immune response. The transcript has 4 exons. The coding region runs from base 634 to 1041 and encodes 135 amino acids.